Klebsormidium nitens is the source of this 951-nucleotide messenger RNA. Lineage: Eukaryota; Viridiplantae; Streptophyta; Klebsormidiophyceae; Klebsormidiales; Klebsormidiaceae. The record is from the annotation of a GenBank genome assembly.
AUGAAAGACGCACUGGCCAGACUGGUCGCGCGGCCUCUCGACUUCGUGCCCUUCUCCGGUGAUGAUCUCAAGGAGAGGGUCACGUCCACCGUUCGAUUCAUCCUGGUGGUGUGUUUGGGUGCGAUGAUAGCGAACCAUGAUGCAUUCUUGGGUGCCAUGUUCGUGCUAUUCGUCGGAGCGAUAAAGAUGUGCACGUCCGAGCAGUCUCGUUGGGAGGCCGUGGUGCCUGCCGUGAGACCGCACGUCUUCCGGGACGGCAGGGUGGUCGACACGGCGGGCUGUCGGCUGCCGACGGACGCGAAUCCGUUCGGAAACUUCCUAUUGACGGACUAUGACGAUCCAGACAGGCCGCCUGCGUGCCGAUACGAGGACGUGAGCGAGCUGGUGGACGAGAAGUUCUACAAGGGUCUCUACCGGAACGCCGAUGAUCUUUACGAGACCGAGUCGAGUCAGCGCCAAUUCUACCAGAUGCCCGUGACGACGCUGUGCAACGACACGUCUACUGCGCCACUCGAUUACACGUUCGCGACGAGGUUCUCCACCGGCUGCGCCCUCCCGCGCUCCGCCUUCGAUCACUGCACCGCCAGUUACCGCCCCGGCGGUGCCUUGGUCGAUCGGGAGACGGCGCUGAGGUUCGGGGAGCCAUUCGAGACGUACGACCCCAUGAUUCCGGUCGCGGACGUCGAGCUCUACGAUCGGAGCCCUCUCAUGAUACGUUCCGGGAUGGACGUCGGCGUCGAGAACGCUCUGAGAUUGGCGCCCCCGUCCAUAGCGGCGGGCGACGUGAGGCGCCGCGGCGAGCUGGGCGAGACCUUCGGGACGGUCGACCUCUUCCCCCCGGAGCAGCCCCGGGUCUGCAUGCCCGUGAUCCAGCCCCGAUUCGGGGAAUCCACGAGGGUGGCCGCCAAGAACCGGGAGUACGCGAGACGGAUGGGGCUUCGCUCCGACUAG